Cheilinus undulatus (humphead wrasse) is the source of this 5210-nucleotide messenger RNA. It is a transcript of the gene cox10, whose product is annotated as protoheme IX farnesyltransferase, mitochondrial. NCBI's taxonomy places the organism in Eukaryota, Metazoa, Chordata, Actinopteri, Labriformes, Labridae. Gene Ontology annotation, biological process: heme biosynthetic process. The record is from RefSeq and is a predicted model, not a curated record. The transcript is spliced from 7 exons. Gene Ontology annotation, cellular component: mitochondrial membrane; mitochondrion. Gene Ontology annotation, molecular function: protoheme IX farnesyltransferase activity. The coding region runs from base 78 to 1472 and encodes 464 amino acids.
CGAGGACAAAAUGGCGGCGCGCUGCAUGUGAAGGGGUCGGACGAGGUGAACGGGAGCCGGCUUUAUGAUCCGAGAACAUGUAUAAAACGCCAUGCAGCAGAUUGUCAGGUUUAGUUGGUGUAAGCGUGAAACAGAAAUUAAUUAGAUGCAACCAAAGCGCCCGUAGUCUUAUCCAGCUGCACAGGAGAGAUCCGUCAAACUGGCUGACGUACCAGCAUCUCAACUUCCUCAAACGCCAGUAUGUAACAAAGAAGAGCAGCGAGCUUCACCAGCGGGCCAUCCCCAAGCAGUCUCCCAUCCUGACCAUCGUGGAUGAGAGAGACGACAGCAUCGAGCGACAGGUGCAGAGAAUACCAACUAUCGAUCCUGUGGUCGCUGAUGCAGAGACACAGGCUGAGGGUGUUAUCAGCAAGACACAGCCAGAAUUAUCCUCCUUAGAUGCCGCUUCACCAGAUGUGACAGCAGAGAAAGUUCUAACUUCAGUUGAGACGCCUCAUGUUCACGUGGAGUCGGACGAGGCGAGAGAAGCUCGACUGGACAAACAGUGGAAGAUUCUGAAGGCUGAUGUGGCCGACCUGCCGGAUAUUUACGCCAAGCUUGCCAAAAUCAAACUCACAGCUCUGGUGGUAACAACAGCAGCAGCUGGCUAUGCGAUGGCUCCAGUACCAUUUGACCCCAUCAUCUUCUUUGCGUCAUCUUUGGGAACAGGGCUCGCUUCUUGCACUGCCAAUUCAAUCAACCAGUACUUUGAGGUGCCGUUUGACUCCAACAUGAACCGAACCAAGAACCGUCCACUCGUCCGAGGACAAAUCAGCCCCCUCCAUGCCGUCUGCUUUGCUGUGGCCUGUGGAGUUCCUGGAGUCACGCUGCUCACGCUGGCAGUAAACCCCCUCACAGGCUUCCUGGGGGCCCUCAACAUCUUCCUCUACACCUGCUGCUACACUCCCCUAAAGAGGAUCAGCAUCACCAACACCUGGGUGGGAGCCGUGGUGGGUGCUAUUCCUCCUGUCAUGGGCUGGACGGCUGCCACAGGUUGUCUGGAGCCAGGUGCCUUGUUGCUGGGUGGUUUCCUGUACAGCUGGCAGUUCCCCCACUUCAACGCCCUCAGCUGGAACUUGAGGGAAGACUACUCUCGCGGUGGCUACCGCAUGAUGUCCGUCACCCACCCGGGCAUGUGUAAGCGUGUGGCUUUACGUCACAGCGUAGGUCUCAUCGGCCUGUCUACGUUAGCCCCCCUUUUGGAUGUCACCACGUGGACCUUCCCUGUCAUCUCCCUCCCCAUAAACGUGUAUAUCAGCUACUUGGCCUUCCGCUUCUACCGCAAGGGAGACCGCAGCAGCGCCCGCAAGCUGUUCUUCUGCAGCCUGUGGCACCUGCCCAUGCUGCUGCUGCUGGCACUCACCUGUAAGAAGCCACGUAAGGAUCCUGAGAGUCCGGCUUUACCUCCACCUCCUUUAGCACUGCAGAGCUAGCUCCCCUCAUAGACCCUUUAUCUCACUGAGACUGUCCCUCAGUGUCUCUUUUAACCACUUGUUAUUUCUCAGAGCAGCUGGAUGAUGGACUCCUGAUUUAAUCUGUGUUUAAUUUAACCCAGCAGUGCUCAUCGAGAUCAGGAAAUGAGCUGGAAACAAUUGGAUCAAAAUUAACAGAAACACACAGAAUUAUUACACCAGGUUGUAAUCAUUUCAAUGCGUGUGUACUCACUGUAUAUAUUCUGUAUUUAUUUAUGUAGAGGCCCAGCUGUUCCUCUCCAUGUUGUACAUGACUGAUGUUAAAUGACCCUGUACAGUGUAAAUUGCUCGUAUGGAUCCAUGCAGGGAACUCUGUCUGCAGAUUUACAUUGCAUUGUGCAAAUGCAACAUAGAGGAAGAGAAUAUAUUUAUAACAAAGUUAGGGCUGAUCCUGACUUAGAAUUUAGUCAGGGAAACCUGAUUUUGACUCCCAUUUAAUCUCCACAAGAGUCAGGUCUUACCUGAAUGACACUUAUCAGUGCUAAAGUGAAGAAAAAAACAUCUGACAGCUGUCCUUGUCUGCUAGAAACUCCUUAUAUUUUAAGUUAAUUCUUUGAAGCCCUAGCUAAGAGCUGCUAAGAGAUUUUAACAUUAAAAUGCUACAUUUAGCAUUUUUAGCAGCUUGAUUUACCAUGUCAAACAUGUACCAUGUUUGUUAUGACGGACUCUUCAUAGAUAACAGUGCUGACUUUAAAAGUUGUGAAAGAGAAAUACAGAAGGGACCUAAAUAAUGAGAAGAGCUAGUGAAAGCUCUGCUUCAGUCCACCUGAGAGUCAUCAGCCCUUUUCAUAUACUCACUCCUGGAAAUAUUGAGGAAAAACUCAGGAAGUAGGCCCCUGACAUCUUCUGAGUUACUCACAUAAAAAAAACUUUUUGUCCUUUUAUCGGUGCUUCCUAUAGUUUGACAUAUUUACUAUUAGAGCUGAAGGAUGUAUUGUUUUCAAACUGCAAUUGCAGUGUGCAAAUAUGCAACAUUUGCAGUGCAGGACAUGCAUUGUGACCUGAAGUACAUCAUGCUGCAGCUUCUUAAUUUUGGUGCAAACCAAAGCUGCCAGUUUUCUCCUUUCUAUGGAUUUUCACUAUAAAAGUCUGCCUGAUAUCAUCAAGGCAGAUCUUAAGUGAGUGUAUUCUUCCUGCCAGCAGCACCUCAUCCCGGGGCCCUUUUUAUUUAACCUUUAUUUAGCCAGGCUAGUCCUACUGAGACCGGUGACCAGUCCAGGGUGCACCCUUCAUCUUGCCCAGUGACAUUUGGGAUAGGCUCCAGCCCCUUGCGAUACCAAACCAAAUAAGCAGUGUAGAAAAUGGAUGGAUGGAUAGUCCCAUUGAGAUCAGAGAGCUCUUUUUUAAGGAGACCUGACCAAGAAUAGCAAAAGUGCUCAUACAGCUGGAGCUAGACACUGAUGAGAUGUAAUGGAGGUGGCUGGGGUGGAGGAGGGAUGCAAUGUUCCCAUUGAAACAACAGACUGACUGCAGAGGAGAGGAGAACAGAUUUUAGAAUAUGACAGAAACAGGAUGAUUGUAUCAAGAGGUCGUGGCAGAAUGGGAUUGGCUCAGAAUUUGAGUAGAUGCCCAUACCAGCUGAUAACCAGAGCAGGGAACAGCAGAAAAAAGAAGACACGUGAAUGAGUGAUUGUUAAUGAAUGAGGGACGUAUGGGAAUGAGCUUGAAUUUACACUAAGCUUUAUCACUAUGAGCAUUUAUAGAUGUUAACAACAACUUCUGGAACAAUGACGCUCAGAAAGUUCUGAUUCAAGAGUUUUCACAAAAGAUUAAAAAAUAUUUAGAGUCUACAGGUUUUGCAGUUUCAAGUUAGUCUGCAGAUUGUUCCAAGAAAAAGGGGCAGAAAACCCGAAAGCCGCCUUCUUGACUCGGUUCAGACUUUGGGAACAACAAACUGCACAAAGUCAAACAAACUCAGGUUGUGCAAUCCAUCUGCCAAGAUUGGAAGAGAGGAAAGGCAGUCUGGAAUCUGGCUUUUAUAAAUGAAGAUACACCAGUGUCCAAGAUGAAGUGUACUCAAAGAAGAAGCUGACUUUAGAAUACCAAAUAAAGGUCGAAAAGCUGGCUCAGCUAGUCUCUUUUUGUCAUAAAAGGAGAAACAGGACUUUGACCAGUCUAAACCUUAGACAUCCACUCAUGGUUCACCUCAGCGGCAGGUGUGCACUGCACUUUGAGAGUCACAGUAACCAAACAUGGUGAGUUUUCAUCUUAAGGUCACACUCAUGGCUGAUCAUGUACUGUAUGUGGCUUUGACAUUGUUAGAAAUGGUAGGUGACAUUUAAGAUAAAAAAAAAGUAAGCAACAAAUUUUAAGAGUUUAUGGAGAAACAUGUUCCUCCAUCUCUUCUCUCUUGCUUCUUCUUGUCAGGAGGCUGGACCCAGUGUGUUAUAUUUGAAAUCUUAAAAUGUCUUAAAGACCAAAGUUUGAAAAAAGAGAAUUCAGCUAAUGUAUUGUCAGGCCAAAACCUUGUAUCUCCAUUCUUCAUGAUUUGGAUUGUUUUUUUCAUGAGUCAAUGCUAUUGUUAACCUUUACAUCCACCAGUUGGUUUUAACAAAAUUUACAGCAGUAUAAAGCAUCAAAAAGAUGCCAACUAUGACCAUUCAGUGUUAAGUUCUUGGAAAAAUGCAGUGUAUUGUUCAUUUCCUGUGUGAUUUGGAGAUACGAGGUUUGUCCAGAUACCAGUGGUACAUUCAAAUCUACUGCAGUUGUCCAGUAUAAUUUAUUUUCACAUUUGAAAAUUGCUUUAUUUACCUAUUGCAGAACAAAAAAUAGAUUGCAAUUUCAGUUUUUUCAACCAUAUUCAAGAACAUACAGGAGAACAGAAAACUUAAUGAAGCAGCCUUAUUAUCUACGCUGAAAUCCCAACAUUUGCGUACAGUCUCAUGCACCAGUCCCGGGAUAUCAGUGCCAUCUCCUCUCCUACUAAGUCAUGUAGAAAUCUUCCUGAAUAUUUUCAGCUCCAUUCUCAAAUCAGCUCACCCCAACUCCAGGUGGGAAAUUCACAAGGGAUGUGAGAAGAAAAAAUACCCGACCAAGUGGAGGUGUAAUAUCCACCUGUUAGCAGCUCAACUAAAACAACUGAAGGAAGUUUCCAGGAGUUUUCUGCAUAUGAAAAGGGCUGAAAAAAGUCUGAUUGUGCUCCUUUCUGGGUGUUUUAACGGUUUGAUUAAAGUUUAAAUGAGUCAUUUUCAGCUUGAUUGAUUAAAACAUCAACAGUUUAGCUUCUGGUAAAAAAAAGAAAAAAAAAGAGGCAGAAAAAAACAACUUCAUGGUCAUUUGGAGACUUUUUUUUGCUGUUUUCAGCCUGAAUGUUGUUGAUCUAGCUCUAACAGCUUUAACAAAAUGCAGCAAUUCAGCUGAUAUAUGGGAGUCAACUUUGGGUCUUCCUGACUCAUUUUUUGAAUCAUGGACUUCUUUGAAAUGUUAUGAAAGGCUUUGAGCUUUGUUUUCAGAUUUUAAAAACAGGACAAAUACAAAGUUAUUCUGAAGCAGCUGUUGUUCGACUUUGACCUCAACCCUGUUACUUGACUGUUUUGAACGCCUCAUUGUAUUUUGCAGCUCUGCAGACGCACUGAUGGCUCAUUUAUGUAACGCAGCACGGUUAAUUCAACACGGUUGUGAUGCACCAAAACAAGGAGAAUGCUUAACCUCUGUGAGAAACACGAGGGCGAAUAUUCUCUGACAAUAAAACACGUCAUG